AUGGGACAACUCUUUGGUGUUGAUAAUCCAUUCCUCAUGGGAUAUAAUGAAGUUACAACAGGGGCGGGUACAAUCCAGGGUACCAAGGAGAACAUCACAGCAUUUGGAAAAACCUAUGAAUACUUUGCCUACAGAGGGAUACGCUACGCAAAGGAUACAGGUGGUGCGAAUAGGUUCAAAAAACCGAUUCCCGUUGACAAGUUCAGUGGAGUUUACAAGGCCACGGAAUACACCAACUCUUGCCCGCAGCCAUCUUUUGGUUGGGACUUGCUCAGCAUAACAGCCGACCCAAUGUUUAACACACGCACCGGGGAGGACUGUCUGUCACUGAGUGUGUUUACUCCUACAGACAAGGGUACUACGAAGGCCGUGAUGGUGUGGAUACACGGAGGUGGUUGGCUUAUUGGAGCUGGCCUACAAUACUUCGGAGGUCUGUUGGCACCUUUUGGUGACGUAGUCUAUGUUUCCAUCAAUUUCCGACUGGGACCUUUCGGCUUUCUCUAUACUGGAGACUCAAAUGCACCUGGAAACGUGGCCUACUUUGACCAACUCUUGGCUUUGAAAUGGGUGAAGGAUAACAUUAAGGAUUUCGGCGGCGAUCCGGACAUGGUAACGAUCUUCGGUGAGUCUGCGGGUGGAUAUGACGUAUCAGCUCACGCGAUCUCCCCACUUUCUGCCGGGAAGGGUUUGUUUAAACGGGUCAUAUCUAUGAGUGGCUCGGCUGUCUCCCCAAAGGAAAACCCCAUGAAUCUAGUUAACGGAGCUGCGAGUGCUGUCAUCACCAGAAAUCUCGGUCUUAACCUGCGCUGCAACGAUACUAACAACCCGACACUUUCCAACUCCAAGUUACUAGUUGCAUGCCUUAGGACGAAGAGUGCGGAGGAUAUGAUAAGAUAUACAGACAUUAAUGGUGUGUUGCCUAAGGACGCGGUUGUUAAAGGCCUACUCUCGUUCAGGCCCGUUUUGGACGGGGAGUUCUUUCCGGUGCACCCAGCUUACCUGAUACAAAACAAGUCAUUUGCCGCCUACCAAGCUUUCAAGGACGUUGACUUCAUCGUCUCCGUCACCAGCAACGAUGGAGAGAUUAUCUUCUCGAGUGCAAUCAUACCGUUUCUCAUGCCGGCUAACAUCCAUCAUCCCUUCCUUAUUCCGAAGGAUUUCAUGCACAAAACCUUGCUACCGGCCGCCUAUCCAUCCAGCACUCAUCCCGGGGUAGCGAUGGCAGUGGCGCAGGAAUACAUCGUAGAUGCGGACCUCGCCGCAACGAAUUCCUCUCUGCGUAGGCGUGAUGCACUCAUUCAAGCACUUACGGACCAAUAUUUCGUGACUGCCGGAAUUUCAGCCGCUCAAACACACGUGGGCAUGGAAGGAAAGGGAAAAACUUGGAUGCUGUACUUCGACCACAACGCCUCUAUAUUUCCUAAGGUGUACGGCCCAGGGAAUGCUAACCAUGGUGCUGAUGUCGCGUACUGUUUUGGGUUUCCAGCGAUGGCAGAUAACUUUGUUAAAUUACAUGGAGCGAAGGGUCAAGCUCUUUUCACAUCAAUAACGACGAGGGAUGUGGACAUAGCGAAGGCCUCAAUGACUUAUUUCACCAACUAUGCUAAAUUUGGGUGA
Messenger RNA from Lineus longissimus, 1617 nucleotides. RefSeq names its product para-nitrobenzyl esterase-like. The record is from RefSeq and is a predicted model, not a curated record. The coding region runs from base 1 to 1617 and encodes 538 amino acids. Lineage: Eukaryota; Metazoa; Nemertea; Pilidiophora; Heteronemertea; Lineidae. The transcript has a single exon.